Molecule: messenger RNA, 2994 nt
Organism: Plasmodium gaboni
Lineage: Eukaryota; Apicomplexa; Aconoidasida; Haemosporida; Plasmodiidae
Product: putative actin-related protein
Exons: 1
Coding region: 1-2994 (997 amino acids)
Cellular component (GO): Swr1 complex
Molecular function (GO): nucleosome binding
Source: RefSeq, a predicted model, not a curated record
AUGUCAGCACCUGUCAAUAUAGACAUACCAAAAUUAAUUUUGGAUAAUGGAGCUGGUUUGAUAAAAGGUGGGAUACUUCCGAGUUAUUCUCAAAUGGAAGGAUCAUUGUGUGAAGAGAUAGAACCUAAAUUUAUUUUACCUAAUUGUGUAGGUCAAAUAAGAAAAAAAAAUAUAUUUCAUAUAAGUGACAGUUGUCAGAGUAUAUGUGAAUAUUUUUGUCACCGUCCUCACGUGGAUGGUUUGUUGUUAGAUUUGGAGUUGGAAACGAAAAUAUGGGAGAAGAUUUUUUCAUGUAGGAACACUGUAGGAGGGAAAAUAAAUGAAAUGGGUCUUUGUGUUACUGAAUCAUAUUUAACACCUGCAUAUAUAAAACAAGGGGUGAUUGAAUUAUUAUUUGAAUAUUUUAAUAUGGGUCAAAUUGUGAUUGUUUCUUCUCAAACAAUGUUACCAUUUUCUUAUAUAGGUUUAAAUUUAGGACAGUAUGAUAUUUUAAAUCCUCCAAUUUAUCGUAGUCGAUCUUCGAUAACAAAAAAAGUUGAUCAAGUAAUAAAAAGACGAAGACGAAGUGAAAAUUAUGAUAUAGACAUGAAUAAAUUAGAAUCUUCAAAAGAUAACAUGAUGGAGAAUAAUUUGGAUAUGGAUAGUGUUAUAAAUAUAAAAAAUUUAGGAUCUCUGGAUAAAACAAAUGAAGAAAAUAUGAACAAUAUGGAUAAUAUAAAUAAUGUGAAUAAUAUAAAUAAUGUGAAUAAUAUAAAUAAUGUGAAUAAUAUAAAUAAUGUGAAUAAUAUAAAUAAUGUGAAUAAUAUAAAUAAUGUGAAUAAUAUAAAUAAUGUGAAUAAUAUGAUUGAUGACAAUUCGCAUGAAUGUAAUAAGAUAAGACCUUCACAGGAAAUUGUUGAUGAAAAUAAGGUUGAUAUUUUUAAUAUACAAAAUGAUAAUUUAUUUGUUCAAGAUGAUGAUAAAAAUAUUGAAGGGGGUGAAAAAUAUGAAAAUAGUGGAGAUAUGAUUGAAAAAAGACGUUAUAAUAAAAAGAAUACAAAAGGUGACGUAAGUAUAUUUACAAAUAAACAUAUAUAUUUAAAAAAUAUUGAAUGUUAUAAUAAGUAUUCACACAAACUAUAUAUAGAUGAUAAAUAUCAGGGUGAUAACUGGGAAGAUUUUUAUUUUGAUUCCUUCUUUAAUCUAAAUAAUAAUCAUAAUAAUAAUAUUUAUGAGGGUGAUAAUAAUUAUAUAUUUCAGGGUUUAAAGACGAAUCCAAAAAGCUAUAAAUAUAAUAACAACAAUGUUGUGAGAACCUUAUAUGAUAAUAAUUAUUUAGGAAAGAAUUUUUCAAGACAAGAUCCAAAUUUUAUAAUACCAGAAAAGGUUGAUUUAUAUAGAAAUUAUUAUGGUAAAAAUUUCCAGGAUAUUAAGAUGUUUAAAAAAAAUUAUAGGAAUAAGUAUAUAAAUAAUUUUUAUAAAAAUAUAAUAAAUGGAAAUUAUAAUUUAUCUUUAAGAAAUCCAUGUGCUUUGUAUAUUGACGUUGGUUUUUCUCAUACAUAUGUCUUACCAUAUAUUGAAUACAAAUUAAUUGAAUAUGCUGUAUUAAGAACAAAGAUUUCUGGAUCUAUUUUAAAUUCUUAUUUAAAAAGUACCCUUUCUUAUAAACAUGUAAAUUUAGAACAUAACGAAUUGUUAGUAGAAAAUAUUAAAGAAAGGGCUUGUUAUGUCUCAUUAGAUUAUUUGAAGGAAUUAGAAACAGAAAAAAUACGAUUAGAAAAUAUAAAGAAACAAAGGAUCAAGGACAAACUUGACAUGCGCGCUGAAAUAUUAAUGAAAGAACUAGAAGAAGAAGAAAAAAUGAAAGAGGAAAGAAAUAAAGAGAAAAAAAAGGAAAUAGAAACAAAUAUGGAAAAAAAAAAAAAGAAAAAAAAAAAAAAAAAAAGUGAUUUGCUAAUAAAUUCACUUGUUAAAGAAAAUGAAUCAAAUAGUACAAUAAAUUAUAUGAAUAUAAAUGAAAAUGAUAGUUCAAGUGGUAGUAACAAUAGUGAUGAUGAUGAUAAUAAUAAUAGUGAUGAUGAUAAUAAUAAUAAUAGUGAUGAUAAUAAUAAUAAUAAUAAUAGUGAUGAUAAUAAUAAUAAUAAUAAUAAUAAUAGUGAUGAUAGCAAUAAUUAUAGUGAUGAUGGCAAUAAUUAUAGUGAUGAUGGCAAUAAUUAUAGUGAUGAUGGCAAUAAAUAUAGCGAUGAUAGCAAUAAAUAUAGCGAUGAUAGCAAUAAAUAUAGCGAUGAUAGCAAUAAAUAUAGCGAUGAUAGUAAUAAUUAUAGUGAUAAUAAUAAUAAUAUUGAUAAGUGUGAUAAGAGAAAAAAUAAAAAAUUACAACCCCAUUUAUCAUAUCAAUAUAAAUUAAUUGAUUAUAAUAACAUAUCUAAACGUCAAAUAAAUAAAGUGUUCAAUACAUUGAAAAAUAAUUAUAACAAUAAUUGUAUAUAUAUAGAUUCAGAUUAUGAUUAUAAAGAAGAAUUUUCGAAUUAUAUAAUUGAUGAUAAAAAUGAUAAUAUGAAUAUAAAAGAUAUGAGUAUGAAAUUAGGAGAUACUUCAAAAGGAAAAGAAGAUAUUAUUAAUUUAACAAAUGAAAGAAUAGGUAUACCAGAAAUUUUAUUUAAUCCACAAGAUAUAAAUUUAGAACAUUGUAGUAUAGUUGAAUUAAUAUAUAGAUGUAUAUCAUUAUUACCUAAACAUAUACAGAAAUAUUUUGUUUCUCAAAUAUAUAUAUCAGGAGGAUCUACAAAAUUUAGAAAUUUUAAACAUAGAUUAUAUAAAGAAUUAAGACAAGUAUUUCCUUCUGAUUGGGAUAUAAAUAUUUAUUCACAUAAAAAUAGUUUGUAUAGUAAUUAUAUAGGAACAUAUGUAUGGCUAAGUGAUCCAAAUAUAUAUAACUAUAAUGUUAUAACAAGAGAACAAUAUUUUAAUUUUGGAAAGGAUUCUAAAGUCUGGCAUAGAAAAAAAGAAACAUGA